AUGUCGAGCACAAAUAAAUGGAAAGCGGUUUUCAGAAAUGACAGAGACGACCCAGAUGAAUUUGUGUUGAGCCUGGCCUGUAGUAACUCCAACAGAUUUCGAAAGCCUAUCAUCUUGAAGCCAGGCAUAAUUGAACAGAGAUCGGAGGGCAACGAAGUCAUUCAGCGAUGGGGACUCCCGACUCCCUGUGAAUGUGAAGCCCGCGACAACACUGCAGACGUCAUAGUCUCCACCAUUGGGUUCUGGAAACCUUCCGCACUAUCAAAAUUGUUGGAUCUCAGCGUAUCUCAAUUUUACUGGAGUACAUCUACUUAUAAUAUGGACUUUUGCGUUAGAAGAUCAUGGAAAUAUUUACGAGUCACGCUCGACAAACGGGCUCUAUCCUAUCACAUCGAUGACGAUGGUAGAUGGCAGCUAUUGGGAUCUGAGCGCUUGGGUAUUGAGGAGAUUUGCACUCUGGAAGACCAUUAUGAAGAAAACUGGCAUGAGUGUCAUAUUGCGAAAAGCGACCGAAUUAUUGCUGGGAGAUUGGGUCAAUCUCUCCCCUGGCACCUAGAACUCCUCAAAGAUUUCGAAUUCGAGUGUUAUGUCACUACGAAAGAUGGACAUUGGAUAGACAUCGACGAAUCAGAAGCUGCUGGCGGAAAUGAAACCGUGGCGGAUAAAAAAUCGACUCCAAAGCAAGCAUUCGUACAGUCAGGUAGCGAUACCGAAAUCGAGACCGUGACGAUGAACGCCACUGGCGCCAAGAAAACGGAUCAAACCCGUUUGCGAGGAACAAAAAAGAGAAAGUGCGCAGCGGAAUGA
Messenger RNA from Botrytis sinoallii, 807 nucleotides. RefSeq lists its product as uncharacterized. The record is from RefSeq and is a predicted model, not a curated record. NCBI's taxonomy places the organism in Eukaryota, Fungi, Ascomycota, Leotiomycetes, Helotiales, Sclerotiniaceae. The transcript is spliced from 2 exons. The coding region runs from base 1 to 807 and encodes 268 amino acids.